Porites lobata is the source of this 6710-nucleotide messenger RNA. The record is from the annotation of a GenBank genome assembly. Lineage: Eukaryota; Metazoa; Cnidaria; Anthozoa; Scleractinia; Poritidae.
CUUUCUUCCACAGGUGUUGUUAAUGGAUAUUUGGCAGAUUAUGAUGCACUAAACUUUGCAGUAAAUAAAACUUCUAGGUUUUACAACAUUACUAUGAUCGUCAAAAUGUAUAAUCAAUCAGAAAAGAUAGAUCUAUGCCAUCAAGGUAAGGCAGGUAACUUUUUUUGCAUCCCUUUAUUUCAAUUACAACAAUAAAAAAUAUAGUUAGAUAAUUACCUGUCCGUAAAUUUAUAUAUAGUAGGGUAAACUCUGAGGGGAAGCUUUAUCCCUUUCCCCUUUGAAGAAAAAAAACUUAGACGUUUGUACAUUAUGCUAGCAUUUUUUCCCCGCGCAUUGUAGUGUGAAAAGUAUUAAUUAAUUAAAGUAUUAUUCGAGCAUUUUAAAGAAAUUGAAGAAAUAAAAAAUAUAUAUUUUUACGAGAAAAUGUACUCUUUAUGUCAAAUUAAAAAAAAAAACAAAAUUCAUAUACCACCUUUUGCUAUAUUGACGUUGUGGUUAUACCACUUAUAGGUUUUGGUAGCGUUAUGAUGGGCAUCAUGACUGAGUAUUUUAGUGACAUUUUGAGCUCUUUUGGGAGGAUACAGGGCAUUUUAAGGAGAAAAAUGGAACAUUAAAGGGGAGCAUUUUAGUAGGUAAAGGAACGCCUUAGGUAAAAAAGCCUACUAAGUAUAGUAACAAGUGUUUUAGUACAUAUUGUAUUUAUUCCUUUACAUUUAGAGCUUUGUCAAGCAAAAGUUGUUGCACUUAUCGAAGGAAGCCAAGUAAAAUUACCUGCAUGCGCAAUAUCUACAGUAACCAGCGUUCCACUUAUCCGUCUCCAUGGAAACACCAGACUAAAUGAUCAAUGUGAAAAUGCAGUACACAUGACAGUAGGCUACAGAAAUUACGCGCAUGCGUCACUUGACAUACUAGCUAAGUUCCGGUGGGACAAUAUCGCACUAGUUUUUGACGGUGAGUGUUCUUGACAAGCAUUAUAACUACUACUGUUAUACUUAUGAGGGGGAGAUACCAUGUUCAUGUAUAAAGUUAUGCGUUAGGGACAAAAUCAGAAGCCAUUAGGGGUGCCGCAUGGGACCCACCCCGAUUUCAAAGGUUGUAUAAAAAAAAAACCUAUUUCACCAACAGAGCAUAAGAAAAAAAUAACUACCUAAAUUAAUUCUCUUUUGCAACAUCGUAAUCUUACAUUUUUAAAACUUUUUUAGAGAGCCGUUUACAUGAAGCUGUCUAUUUCCACGCAGCAUCCCAGAAAUUACAGCUAAAGGUGAAUUUUUUUCACCUUCAAACAAAAGGAAUUGAUGUUGACAGAAUUGCGCGAAUAUUGGACGUAAUGGAAGAAAUUAAAGGUAUCGAGCCCGACAUCAUACUACUCUACACCAAUAACGAAAAUAUUGACUUCAUGCUGCAACAGGUACGAGAGAUAAUUAAACAUAUUUCAUGUUUAAGAUGACAGCUAAAACUACUUUAGUGGUGUUCUUUUAGGAACCCUUUUGUUGUUGUUGCUGUUGUUGUUGUUUGCAAGAGUCUUGUAACUGAAGCCCUGUCGUCGAAACAAAAGGAAAUACUGUUUUUUCUUUCUUUCUUUCUUUCUUUUUUCUAACUGCAAUACCAUACAACUCCACAACUAAGAAUUAAAUAUCUUUUAUAUAUAAUUUUCGAUAAAAUUCAGUUUUCAACGAUUUCAUGUUUAGACUGCUUUAUUCUGACUCAGAGAUAGCAGAUAGAGAACCUAGUUUUCUGGCAAUCCUGGCUUAAUCGAUAUGAUCUACCCUCUCUCACUCUGUCAUUCAUAGCUAUAAUUCCCUCUUGUAUAAAAUUGUAAGAUUGAAUUUCAUUGGUUGUAAGACUUAGUCAUUCUGUUUCCCGUUUUCCUUUAUUAAUACAGCGACCAUGCAAAUGUAAAAAGGGCUAUAAAUGGAUACUUCAAGGAGAGGUACGGUAAUAAAUUAAGAGCCUGGAUACUUUUAGUAUUUUAAUUAUUACAUUAAAGAAUUCAUUUUAUUCUCUGCAGGUACCGACAAACGUAACCAGUCAUCCAAACAAUGUUGUUGUGGCAAUGAGGCUUCCGUAUAUUAAAAGCCAUGCUCCUAAGGGCCUGGAAACGUUUAUGGAGAAAAAUUACGAUGAUUCUUACAAGGUGUGUGUUUUGCAUCUAUUGAGCUAGUGUCCUGAUAAUAUCUCAUUUCAUUCGGAAGUUUGCAAGGAUCGUUCUUCAUAUUCAGUUGCCACCCAAGUUCAAUUAAUAAAUUCAACCUGCUUGUUUUACUUUUUUGAAACUGUGUAAAAGAAACGAAAAUUAAAUAUUGUAAUGUUUAAUUUCUCUAGGAGGACGUCCUUGCCCUUGCUUACGACUCAGUCGAAGUUCUAAAUCAAGCGCUAAAAGAAGCACCCUGCUUGUCUAUUAACGGGACUUCCACUGUUCUACAAGAUCGACAAACAAUAUUGACUUGCAUAAGAAAGGUAUUUACAAGUAUGCUAUAUAUAACAAAAAUAAACGGAGCCUUUCAUUUUAGCUCUUUUUACAUCAACCUUACAUUGUUUUAGUAAGGCUCAGCCAAAGAAGAUAAUAAUUUAGCAUGUUUUGUUUUCUGUGUUUGUUUUUUUUCUUUUGUUGGUCAGGUUAAUUGGCAAAACGGUAUGACAGGGCCUGUCCAGUUUACAGAGGAUGGAUAUCGGAAAGAAAUUCACUUGGAAAUUUUAAACCUUCAGAACAAUUCAUUUCAAAAGGUAUGUGUACACCAUCACUAUUUCACCUUUUUUUUUCUUUUCUAUUUGAGUAACAAAUACUGCUAAUGUAAGACCAGUCAGUGGUUUUCUUUCGCUUGUGAACCGGAAACUCUUUCAUGUCUGUCACUUAAUCUCAAGCGUCUAAGUCGUAUUAUCAGUCUCCUUCAGUUUCAUUUUCUCCACUUCAUAGCACUCUGCGCUUUUGACCACUACUUUUGCACACAGUGAAGCACUUUCCACUUGGCUUUCUUUUCCACAGAUAGGCACUUGGAAUUCAACCCAAGGUGCCAUGAUGUCUGGGGAUAUCUUAAGUAACAGGAUAACUCCAUCUUCUGGAGAAACUGUGGAAGGAAAACAGUUGGCAGUGGUACUAUUGGAGGUAAAAGAAGAAGCAUUGGUUUACGAAAUUUUCGAGAAAUGUUAUGUUGAACUCAAAGGAAAGGCUUUUUAAGAGCUAAUUCCCGAAAGUUGCCUUAAUUUUUUAUGUCUUACAUUAAACUAUAAUUUAACGUACUUAAUUUCAUUGUAGUAUGAUUUAAAUACUUAAUUUAAUGCCUUUUAAUUAGCAUGUUUCUAAUUUAUAUGUAGACUGCCCCGAAAGCUGUAUUAGCUUUAAUUUAAACGGCGUUUAAAUAUAAGUUGUUGUUUUUGUUAUUUAUAGUAAAGGAAAGGGAACAAAAACGUGCAACUUGUGUUGCAACAUUGUCUCAAAACGAGUUGGGAAGCAAUGUUGCGCGUUUUACCACCCACGAAUCAAACCUGUCUUGCAACAAAGCAGAUUGUCGCAACCUGAUUUUUUUGCAAAACAGGUUUGAUGUUGCAGGCCUGAAGUUGCCAAACUUGCUCGUUUUUGUUGCCCGUUUUAAUGUAGGCUGAUAUCACCAGAGAGAAUUGUAAUCUGUUAAUGAUACGAAAGUCAUAUAAAUGGCUUAUUAUUAGUUAAUCUUUCUAUCUACUACUCUUUAGAGAAUUUUAUUGAUAUAUGAUGACUGAAUUAAUAUUGGUUUUGUACAUCAGCAAUAUUGAUAUUUAUUAAAAUCCAACUAGUGGUCUAUUAUCAAUGCUGCGUUCUGAUUGGUCGAGCUACUACUAGGCUAUAUGUUAUAGCCCACUAAUAGCGAAAAGCACGGGCUUUUUGGCGGCAGAAAAGGAUUAAAGCCUAGCUUUAACUAGCUAAAAGUUUUUUAUUCUCGAUAUUUUUGACCAACUAGUUGGAUUUUACUAAAACAAUUAUUCCUCUCGCCCUCAUGGCCUCUGAGUCGAUAGCCCAUACGGCCUUCGGCCUCAUGGGUUAUUGACUCAGAGCCCAUUCGGGCUCGAGGAAUAAUUGUUAAGUAUACGGCUGAUACUCAUACAUAUUUUUCCCAACACAGAGUGAUCCCCCAUUUGUCAUGGUAAAAAAAGAGGAUGGUGGCGCUAAGUCAUACGAAGGAUAUUCUAUUGAUCUGUUAAAUGAACUGUCAAGAGUUCUUAAGUUUACAUAUGACAUAUAUCGAGCCCCAGAUGGUUUGUUUGGUGCCGAAACGGAAAAUGGAACCUGGAAUGGAAUGAUUGGAGAGAUAAUUAAAGGGGUUUGUAAUUUAAAUAAGUCAAUUUGUUUAAGAUUGUCGUAGUUUCGUAAGAGAGCUGAAAGAGUAAUGAUCCUGAAAGGAAUGGAAUGUCUGCUCAAACCUUUACCUGAUACGUAGUUGUGUCUAAUGAAUGUUCAAAAUGGGUAUUGUAUGGAAUUUGGAAGAUUUUAAAAGAGCUGGCGAACCUUUUAAAACCCAUUGAUAAAUUUUGAACACUGGUUUUGUAGAUUCUGAUCCAGGUUAAUUGUAUGAGACUUUUCUUUUAAGUAUAGUAACGUAUUUAAAUUUUUCUUUUCACCCAAAGAGAGCUGAUUUGGCAGUAAGCUCGCUGACUGUGACUGAGGCUCGAGAAAAUGUGGUGGACUUCACAGUUGCCUUCAUGUUUUACGCAGAUGAAAUCUUAUUAAAGAAAACGUAUUCCAAAGAAAAAUCGGAUUUGCUACAAUUCAUGAGCCCUUUUCAUGAUCAUGUUUGGUUUUGUACUCUGGCCACACUCAUUCUCAUCUCUGUUGCUGUUUUUGUCAUAAACUACCUCAGUCCAUAUGGUCACAAGGACGCGAAUGGCAAGGGGACGUCAGAAGAGUUCAGCUUUGUAAACAGUAUGUGGUUUGCAUUGGCAUGCAUGCUACAACAAGGUGGUGAUAACACGCCUCGAAACUUGUCGGGUUAGUAUAUACGUCUAGAAUAAUUCUAACGUUUAAGGAUCAGCUUUCGUUUGAUAAUAUGAAGAAUUAUGCAGAUCUCGAAAGGUUUUGCCCACCUUAGUCCUCCACUUCCCCUCAUAAAACACCCUAUAUUAUCUGUGUAGUUCCUCAUAUCUUUAUGCCUAGCCUUAGCUAACUUUUAGAACUUAAAACAGUGUUAAAUCAUGGGAAAAAGAGGCAUGAGGGAAACUUGGGAGAAAUUCUACAUGGUACAACUUCAAUAGUGCCUCUAAAUAAAGUGUUCUGAUAAGCAAAUACUAAUGCUAAGGAACGUUUUUCGGUCUGUACGAAAAGCUUUUAUCACUGUACAUUGUAAUUGGGGAAGUUUUACUUACCUUUAGGUCGUAUUCUCGCUGGCUGCUAUUGGUUUUGUAUCCUUAUCUGGAUCUCAACAUACACCGCCAAUCUGGCAGCCUUCCUCACCGUGAAGAACGCUGAAAGUCCCGUCAAAAACCUUGAAGACAUUGCCAAAUCAGACUACCAAGUGGGAGUACUUAGAUCUUCAAGUGUUUCUGAGGCAUUUAGGACAAGUCAGUAUGAAAUACACCAAAUCAUUUGGCAACGAAUUAUUUCAGGAGACAACUUGCCUAAAAAUAGGUCGGAAGGUAUUCAGUGGGUCAGAGAUCGAGAAAAAUUUGUGUUCAUAAGUGGAGGUCCAUCGCUCAGAUACUACGUCAACCAGCCACCUUGCGAUCUAAAGCUAGGUAAUAAGCUGUGUUUUUAGAGAGCACAAUGAUAUCGCAACCCCUUUCGCUUUACUUUGAUUCUGUUCCCAAAGACUAAGAGCUCUGUUUGUCAUAAAUGGUGCGUCCAGGGGUCUAUUUAAUAAAACUUUUACAAGUGUAAUUUACUAGUGUUACAAGUGUUAGACUCUAAAAACAAUAGCUAAACUAGUAAGUUACACUUGUGAAAGUUUUAUUAAAUAGACCCCAGACUUGGAGACUCUUAAAGUUGUUGAGAAGAGCUAAGGUGGGGAUGCACAUCGGAAGAUUAGAAUGAAACCCCUCGAGAAGACCAAUUUGGGCGCGUCUCGUACCAUAAUCCGACACAGUAUGAAAAUGUUUUGCUAUAUUAUGUACAGAUUAGUUUCUCUACGCUCCUCUCCUACCUUCAUGGGUAGAAAUAACAUAUGUCCAGAAAUGAACACAAAAAAAGAAAUGACGAAUUUGGUAAAAAUCGAAUUCACCAAAGGUUUGGUCUUUGAACAAUCCAAGUAAGGUAAAAAAAAAAAAACUAAAUAAAUAACAAAAAAAUUCACUUUGAUUUCCAGUCUGGGGGGUGGGGCCUUUUCCAAUUCUACGGUUUAAGGGAUACAAGAGGAGUGUUAAUGGCUACCCAAAACAGUAUGUCUCUGACACCAAGUGGGCACCCUUAUAUUCUGUAAGUCGAUAUUGGGUGACCAUGCUUCUUUGAUGUUUCCUCUUUAUACGAUUCGGAGAAAAAGAAAGCCGCGUAAAGUGAAACCGGGUACUUUAAUUAAAAUUAAAAUUUUGAGCAGUUUCAGACCCUAAGAAAUUUCUUUGAAACAGUUGCAGGUUUAAGCACAGCAAAAGGAAUGGCAUUCGCUCUACAACAUAACUCUCCUUUUACCAGGGAAUUCACAUUGGCGAUUUUGCGUCUUCAAGAAAAUGGUUUUCUUGAGGGAUUAAGACGAAAAUGGUGGCAUGUCACAAGUAACUGCCCCCAAGAGGAAGAUACAAGUAAGAAAUAA